Messenger RNA from Silurus meridionalis, 4840 nucleotides. RefSeq names its product pleckstrin homology domain containing, family M (with RUN domain) member 1 (gene plekhm1). Bases 194 to 3223 code for a protein of 1009 amino acids. NCBI's taxonomy places the organism in Eukaryota, Metazoa, Chordata, Actinopteri, Siluriformes, Siluridae. The transcript has 13 exons. The record is from RefSeq and is a predicted model, not a curated record.
CGCUAGUCAACAGGAAGCGCGUGAUCGUUCCCAUGAUGCCUCGGCACAGGUCUCAGCUGAGCCGCGGACACAUUCCGGCGGACUCGUGCUGGCGGUGUUAGCGCUCUGCUCGGCGUCUCGACACCACCGGAGGCGAUGAAAUCCUCCUCGAGCACGUGUGUCAGAUAGGAGUAAGAAGACCUUGAGAGGAGACAUGCUCGCUACACAGCUAACUGACUCUGUUCCCGAGGCUGAAAACGCCAAACAGUGGAUUAAGGAGAAAAUAGCGCAAACACUGAAGACAUUGCAGAGGCGCUAUGUGACCACAGACUCACUGGUGACCAGCGAGGAAUCUGAGGCCAACCAGCUCUGCUGUGCUCUGGAAGCCGUCUUCAUCCACGGCCUCCGGAGUAAAUUCAUCCGCACAGAAGGAGCAGGAGCACGUAACCGCAAAGCAGGCCCGCUUCCUCAGCCCGUCUUCUGGAACCUACUUAAAGCCAUCACUCACAGAGAUGUGAUUAUGGAGCUAGAAGGCCUGAGCUUCAUCAACUCUGACGUAGGCAGGUGCAGGGCAUGGGUACGUUUGGCGCUGAACGAUGGUCUUUUGGAAUGCUACCUUACUUCACUUCUCCGUGAGAGCACCCAACUCGGGAUCCACUACCAGCCUGGAGCCCUGCUCCUCGACCCUGAGGAGCGGGAGGUGCUGCUCAGCCUUCUGCAGGGCCUGGCUUCACUUGCUUUCCAGCUCUCGUACAAAUCGGCAGUACUCAACGAGUGGACCACGACCCCCCUGGCACUUGCUGGUCUGUGUCCUCCACUGCCUACUGAAGACUGGCCUCCGUCUUCACGCCGAGAAUCCUGUGAUACAGCAUCCCUGUCCUCUGGAUCCGGGGGCUCGGGGCGAGGUCAGGAGGGCAGGACUUCCUCAGACCUCAGCCUGGACAAUGUGUCCUGCCAUCUCUCUUCCAGCUUCGGCUCAGAACGAGGAAGCUGCUGCGGCAAAACUGAGAACAAUAGUGCUCUUGAUGAUUCUAGAAUUAGUAGCCCCUCCAUCCAGGAUAUAAUAAAAAACCCUGAUGUGCCCAGCCCUGCUACAGACAGCAUGACGGAAUCCUUCACCCACAGCAGUAGCGACGAAGACUCCUCUAACAAACAGGAUAUACAGGAAAACCUUGGCCCCUUCACAGAGUCAUCAGUUCCCAACGAGCUCUCUGUUGUUUUAAAAGAAGAGCCCUUAGGACAGGAAUCAGAAGAGGAACAAGCAGAGCCUGUCAACAUUCUUGUAGAUACAAGACAAAUCACAGUAAAAGAUCCUGAGCAGGACCAAGACUCUCCUGACACUUCCUAUGACACUAACAGCUCUAUAAUAACCUGUCAGUUGACCUCCAACUCACUGAAUUCCAACCCUCCUGCCGUGUCGAUUUCUAUUGACGUGGCGCUGCAAAAAAACUCAAAUAAUGGAUCUUUACACCAAACAUCUAAUGGUUUGAGCAGCAAAACAUCCACAGGCUCUGUCUAUUCCCACCAUAAAUCCAGUUCCUGGAUCUCCGAGGAGGAUAUUUAUAAGCCAGAUAAUUAUGCAAAUCCUGAAGAGCCUGAUGAUGUAGAAUCCACCCAAAUGAACGGGGCAGUAUCUCCUGUUGCUGAACCUGAAGCUCACCUGUCUCCACCAAGCGUGGUUCGCCGUAGACAGAUUGGCUUAUCCAACCCAUUUCGAGGCCUUCUAAAGCUGGGCCAGCUGGAGCGGCGCGGUCCCAUGGGUCUGUGGCGUACAUGCUACUGCGAGUUGUCGCCGUUUGAGCUGCGCCUGUACUCUGACGACGAAGAACGAAAUAUCUGCGAAAAUCGCUCACUUCUGCGCUGCGAGGACGUGCACCUGGGCUCAGAGGGCCGCUUCCAUCUGGAAUUCUCCGGGAAGAGGCUCCAGCUGCGGGCGUCCUGCACGGCGGAGGCUGAGGACUGGGUGGAUCGCAUUUUCGAGGCUGUGAGCAACGUGCGGCACCAACCGCAGGACGAUUGGGAUGACCUCUCGCCCGCCGUCAUGCCCGUCUCAGGACCCCCUGAGCCAGCUAACCUGCCCGAGACGGACUGGAGCAGGCCGUGUGAGCCGGAACCAGAUGCCAUAAAGGAGGCUGUGGUGCUCUUAAGCUGGGAGGCCCAAGGAUGGCGUUUGAUGGUGCUUUCUCUCUCACUGGAGGCUCUUCAAGGUUUUUCAGUGCAAAAUGACUGCAAGACGCGUCUUUUUACAUAUGCAAUCGAUGCCGUGAGAGAUGUGGUGCCUGCUGUGGCACUCGGUGGCCCCGCCUUUUUUAAGAUUUUGACAGCGAAAGAGACACUAACAGCAAAGGCGGAGAAUGGCGAGGAGGCACGUAUCUGGAGGAGCCUCAUCCGUAAGACGCUGGAUUCCUACCUGGACGAGGAGAAUGAGACUGGAGGUGAAAUGUCAUCCCUUAAUGGAGGCAACGUCCACAGACUUGUUCAUCACAGGCUAAAAGGGGAUGCUGUUCUACUGCCGUAUCUGACAGUGGUCCCUAAAGAAAAAGGGCUAAAUUCACAGAACUUUAAAUGUGCAGGCUGUUUUAGGCAGAUUGGUGUAUCCUUGGGACGAGCUAGGCUGUGCGAGUUCUCGGCUCAAUACUACUGUGAUACCUGUCACCAAGGUGACACCACCAUCAUUCCCUCUCGCAUGGUGCACAACUGGGAUCUCGCGGCACGUGAGGUCUCCAGGCAGGCCAUGAAGCUGCUGGCUGAAAUUGAGCAGGAGCCCUUGCUAAAUCUCGAUCUUUUAAACCCCAACCUGUUUGAUCACAGUGAAACCAUGGCGACCGUGCAAGGCUUCAGACAGAGACUCCGCCUCCUCGGAGAUUACCUGCUCAUCUGUCGGAGCGGAAUCCGGAAAAAAGUCGAGGCCAGGUUGCAGCAGAGAACAUACCUAUUGGAAUCAAGUCAUAUGUAUAGCGUGCUGGACUUCAGGCAGAUAGCGGAUGGCCAGUAUGAGUCUUUCCUGCAGAGUCUCAUCCAGUUCUCUUGCAACCACGUGCAUCAUUGUGACCUUUGCACUCAGCGAGGCUUCAUCUGCCAGAUCUGCAAUACAGACGAAAUCAUUUUCCCUUUCCAGUUCGACACCACCUCCAGGUGUAAGGUGUGCAAAGCUGUUUUCCACUCCACCUGUAAAGACCAGAAUGAUCCUUGUCCUCGUUGUGAACGUCUACAGAGAUAUAAAGAGCGAGAACUUCUUGAAUAAUGCAUGGGUUUCUUCCCAAGCACCUCCUCCAGCUCUUGUGUAAUUGCCUCAAUGGCAGUCUGUUACUCCUGACAGACUAGCUGUGACAAGAGCUCAACCUGUUCAUGGAGCUUAAUGAUGAUAUAUUUAUUUACACUUCCUUAAGUGCACUUAUUUGUACAUAUGUAUGUACAGAUGGACCAUACAUGUGUUUUGCCAAGCAAACCGUAUGAGAGUUUGAGGACCAGACUCUGAAUUUGCACUAACAGAAAAAAAAAUUAAUGGCUCUACCUUUAUGAUCUUCAUAGCCAUUAAAUAUGUCAGUAUGACAUGACAUGUACUGGAUAUAUACAUUUAUUUUCUAUUAUUUAGACACAUUCGUGAGGAUUAUAGAAAUCUUGUAAAAUGGCACUUUUUAUUUUUUGCGCUUAUGCUUCUAUUUUAUGUUUGUUUUUUUUUUGUUUUUUAUUACUUUCACGAAACAGAGGUCACAGUGUUUUGCCUAUGAGUAUAUAAGCCCUGUUAUUUUAUGGCUACACAAAGCAUAGUUUUAUAGUAUGUGAAUAAGGGUUUAUUCUGAUACAACAGCAAAGGAGGAGCUUUCUACUCUUAUUUCGAUUAAUUUAUUCAAAGAACGUUUUUAAAUCUCAUCUUUGUGUUUAUAAUUUACUGCGAAAUGCUGAUUGUAUGACAUUUUAAUUCUUCUUCUUCUAAUUUUUUACUCCUUCUGCCAAAAAACAUUCUACGAAUUUUAUGAAUGUUAACACUUUAUACAGCCACGUAAUCAUUCUUUUUAAGGAUUGUGAUUUAAUCGUCAUCGCCAAGUAAUUAAAAUUAUGCACUUCAAUCAGGAUGUAAUGAUUAAACGGUCAUGUAGAAUUAGCCGAACCUGAAUCUUGAUUGGAUCUAAUAUACUUGUGCAGUGCACUACAGAGGGUGUAAAGACCAUUAGUUCCAUGUAGCACACUGAAAUCAUGUAUAAAAUGAAACUAUUCAAGGUUUAGUCUUUGUUUGUUAGUUUCCUUCAUGAUUUAGUUGUCAAAUGAAUUACGUUUUAUAAGUGCUGUUUAUAAGUGCAUCUCACUAGUGUGGGCAAACUAAGUUGGAUCAAUUCUGAUGUGUUUGGGAAAAAUGUGGCCCACACAAAUGUCUUAACUUUACAGGACAGUCUAACACUCUGUCUAAGUUUUUAUUUAAUUAUUUUACAUAAAUAAAAAAAUAUUUAUAAACAGAACUAUGCCAGGAAAACGACGGGUGCUGCCCCCUUCUGGUUUGGGCUACAGUAUCCGAGGCAGUGCAUUAUGCGUGGCCUGUAGCAAAAUUGAAUAUACCUUUCACAUACACAUUCUUUUUGGUUUAUGUAGUUCUUAUACAAAUUCUGUAUUCUCAAUUCUUCGACUGGUGCUUUUUUUUUUUUUUUUUUUUUUUUAAACUAUUGCCUUAUUUCAUCAUUAAACAAUGUAUAUAAUAAAAGAGUAUUUCUUUUUUUAUUGUGGAUAAAAGGCUUUGUUUGUUAGCACUGCAUGACAUUAUCUGUAUACAUGGUACAUUGCAAAGCCAAAAACAUCAGGAGCAGCCAUUCUAAACUUGUGUACAAAUUGUGGAAUUAAAAUGCAAUAUUUGUGAGAUUUGUGCGGA